Messenger RNA from Loxodonta africana (African savanna elephant), 1014 nucleotides. RefSeq names its product neuropeptides B and W receptor 2 (gene NPBWR2). Lineage: Eukaryota; Metazoa; Chordata; Mammalia; Proboscidea; Elephantidae. The record is from RefSeq and is a predicted model, not a curated record. Gene Ontology annotation, cellular component: plasma membrane; neuron projection. Gene Ontology annotation, molecular function: neuropeptide binding; neuropeptide receptor activity. Gene Ontology annotation, biological process: neuropeptide signaling pathway.
AUGGGCGCAGAUCUCUCGUCAGACAACAAUACUGCCCCCGAGCCACUGCCCUCCUUGCACGUUGUCCUGCCGGGGGUUAUACUAGGUACUUGUGUCAUGGGGCUGGCUGGCAACAUGGCUGUUGUCUGGGUGAUCCUGAGGGCACCCAGAAAGAUGAUGACUAACCUGUUCCUGCUGCACCUGGCAGUUGCCGACAACCUCUUUGCGCUGGUGCUGCCAGUCAGUGUGGCUGAGCACCUGAUUCAGCACUGGCCCUUUGGGGACCUGCUCUGAAAAGUACUGCUGGUCGCCGACCACUACAACAUCUUCUGCAGAGUCUACUUCCUGGCCGCUGGGACCCUGGACAGCUACCUGACUUUUCAGGCAUCUGCACCCCCACCCCAUGCACCCUGGCUCUCCCUCCACCCGGCACAGCUUGCCAGUCUGGGUGUCUGGCUGGUGGUCUCCACCAUGGUGCUGCCCUUUCUCGCCUUUGCAGGUGUCUACAACAAUGAGCUGCAGGUCCACAACUGUGGGCUAAGCUUCCCAAGGCCUGAGCAGGCCUGGCUGCAGACGAGCAGAGUCUACUCCCUGGUGCUGGGCACCACCUGCGCGCUCUACACAGGGCUACUGCUCAGGCUGCUGACCACACGGCUUUGCCCCACCACCUAGGCACUGGGCCAGGCCAGGAGUAAGGCAACUGGGCUGGUCCUGGCCGUACUGGCGACAUGCCUGUUUUGCUGGACGCCCUUCCACCUGGCCUCUGUCGUGGCCCUGGCCAUGGACCUACCACCGAAGCCGCUGGUCAUCACUGCCUCCUAUGUUAUCACCAGCCUCAGCUACGUCAGCUCAUGCCUCAACCCCUUCCUCUAUGCCUUCCCGGACAGCCACUUCCACAAGAACUUCCACACCCUGUGCCAGGACCCCCGGGCCUGACCCACUCUGCCUCCCGCGUCCUCCCUCCCUCCCCCUCGGCCCAGGAGAGGCUGUCUGCUGGGGGCAUCUGCCUGUCAGGUGCCCCACGCUCCCCUCCCC